This is a messenger RNA of Odobenus rosmarus divergens (Pacific walrus), 606 nucleotides long. Its product is annotated as adenylate kinase isoenzyme 1-like. Bases 1 to 606 code for a protein of 201 amino acids. The record is from RefSeq and is a predicted model, not a curated record. Gene Ontology annotation, biological process: nucleoside triphosphate biosynthetic process. Gene Ontology annotation, molecular function: ATP binding; AMP kinase activity. The transcript has 4 exons. Lineage: Eukaryota; Metazoa; Chordata; Mammalia; Carnivora; Odobenidae. Gene Ontology annotation, cellular component: cytosol; cytoplasm.
AUGGUCAUGCCUGACAUCCUCAAGUCCCCCCUGAUCAUCUUCGUGAUGUGUGGCCCAGGUUGUGGCAAAGGGACACAGUGCAAGAACACGGCGACCAAAUAUGGCUUCUGCCAUGUGGGGCUGGGCCAGCUGCUGCGGCAGGAGGCCCAACGCAGCACCCAGCGGGGCCGGAAGAUCUAUGACAUCAUGCUGCAGGGGCUCCUGGUGCCCAUGGGCAUCAUCUUAGACAUGAUCUGCAACGCCAUGUUAUCUCACCCAGAGAGCCGGGGCUUCCUCAUUGACGGCUUCCCGCGGGAGCUGAGGCAGGCUAAGGAGUUUGAGCGCAUUGUGAGUGACCCCAGGGGGUCCCCCUCUGCGGGUGCCUCGGUGGGCCGGGCCCCAGACAGCGUCACCGUGUUUGACUGCUCCAUGGACACGAUGGUUCGGAGGGGGCUGUGCCGGGGCCGCGUAGAGCACCGGGCAGAUGACUGUGAGUCGGCCAUCCGCCAGCGCCUGGAGACAUACCACACGCUGUGUGAGCCAGCCGUGACCUUCUAUCAGCAGAAGAACCUGCUCUGUAAUGUCGGUCCUCCCUGCUUGCCACUCACCUCCCACCCCACCGACUGA